Molecule: messenger RNA, 4664 nt
Organism: Vigna unguiculata (cowpea)
Lineage: Eukaryota; Viridiplantae; Streptophyta; Magnoliopsida; Fabales; Fabaceae
Product: RAF-like serine/threonine-protein kinase 20
Biological process (GO): signal transduction; protein phosphorylation
Cellular component (GO): cytoplasm
Molecular function (GO): protein kinase activity; protein binding; ATP binding
Source: RefSeq, a predicted model, not a curated record
ACACAAAAACUUAAUUUAUUCCAAAAUUGAGGAGAAAUAGAGAGAGAAAGAAGAGAUAGUGUGUGCUGUCAUUUUGUUCCAAAAGGAUCAUUGAAGUAGAAGUAGAUUCAGCUUGUUUUGAACCCAAAAGAAGAAAAGGUAGAUCAAAAGAUGGGGUAGACAGAGCUGGAUUCUUUUUCGCUUCUUUCCCAUAUAUACCUUUUCAUUUGAUUUCAGUUUCCCCCCAGAUACCUGCCAUGGCUCUUCCUCUGAAACCUUCUUGAGCCAUACCUGCAUCAAGCUCAAAACAAUCAUCAGUCAGGGUGACAUACUCUGAAGGUAGUUUGAUCUUUGAAGAAAGUACCUUGUAUCAAGAAUUCUUAAGAUUGCGGAAGCUUCUUCAUGUGUUGAUUAUGGUGACAAACUUGAGCAUCGGUAAAUCUUCUUUCUGACCCAUUGCCACGGGUCAAGAGUUCAAACUUUUGGAGUUGUUAGCAGUCCCGUUUCUGAGAUUUGGAAAUUGAAUUUACAGUAUUUGGUGCAUUAUUUCUACAUGAUGUUAAGUGUCUUCCCAGGACUAUGGCAUUACAGUAAAUCCAUGCAUUUAACUUCCCAGAUGAGGCUCUGACAAGACUGCCAAGGAUGCAGAAACAUCAAUACAAUUCCAUGGAAUCUAGAACUGAGGAAUUCCAUUCUGCGCCGCAAUUGGUCCCUCAAGACCUUCGUGAUGGCAUGCAUAUCAAUGCACGGCCUCCAGCAUAUAAUAUGUCAGAAAAUAAACCUGUACUUAACUAUUCCAUACAGACAGGUGAGGAGUUUGCUCUCGAGUUUAUGAGAGAUAGGGUGAAUCUCAGGAAGCCUCCCUUUCCAAAUGUUGUAGGUGAUCCCAACUAUUCAACAGGCUAUAUGGAAUUGAAAGGCAUUUUGGGACAUACAGGAUCUGAGAGUGGAUCUGAUAUAUCUGUGCUCACAAAGACUGACAAGGGUCCUAAAGAGUUUGACAGAAGGAACUCUUCUCAACACCAGGACAGAAGUAAUUAUGGUUCAGCUCGAUCAAUUCCUAGAACAUCAUCCAAUCAAGAAAAUUACCGAGUCCUUCAUGGUACUGCCUCUUCCAGUGCAUCUGAAAUUUCAUCCAUGAAGAUGAAGGUUCUGUGCAGCUUUGGGGGAAGAAUAUUGCCAAGGCCCAGUGAUGGAAAGCUUAGAUAUGUUGGGGGUGAAACGCGUAUUAUAAGUAUAAGAAGAGACAUACGUUUGCAGGAGCUUAUGCACAAAACAUCAUUAAUUUAUGGUGAACCUCAUGUGAUAAAGUAUCAGCUCCCUGGAGAAGAUCUUGAUGCGUUAGUUUCAGUAUCUUCUGAUGAGGAUCUGCGGAACAUGAUGGAGGAAUGUCAUGAUUUACAAGGUGAACGAGGAUCAACCAAGCUUAGGAUGUUUCUGUUCUCUAUAAAUGAUUUGGAUGAUACUCAGUUUGGCAUAGGUAGCAUUGACGGUGACUCUGAAAUCCAGUAUGUAGUUGCUGUUAAUGGCAUGAGCAUGAGUUCAAGAAACAACUCAAUUCUUCAUGCCGCAGGUGGCUCUACCAAUAACUUGCAUGAAUUGAAUGAACAAAAUAAUGAUAGGGAGACCAACAGAGUUUUGAUGGACUCAUUUGGUGUUAGUGGCUCAUCUUUGACUGACAAUGUUAAAUCAUCAUUGACUAUUCAAUCUUCACAACAAAUGCUUCCAAUCUCCUCUAAUGCUUUUGAAACCCAUCCAUUGUUUUAUGAUGACCCGGUUAUUCACCAAGGGGAUGCUAGUCAAUAUCCACUACAGCACGGUAUUGGUCCUUCUAACAACUCCGCUCGCAAUGUUGGAGAGAUUCCAGUUUCUGUGCCUAUUCAAAGUCUUGUUAACCAAGGGAUCGUGAAUGAUGGACAAACAUCCAGCGAGUUGCAGGUACAAAUUUCAGCCAUGCCAGACACGUUGGUAAAAAGAAAGGGUGAUAAUUUCAUUCAUACAGGCAAUGAUCCAGGAAAAGUUUUCCCCUUGGAAGCACCAUAUCCUAUUGCUUCGCUGCCAUUUGGGGGAAAUUUGCAUGCUAAUUUACCAGAGGCACCAGUUAGUGCUGCUAUAUCAGAAGGGUUUCAUCAUGCAGUGCCAUCAAAGAACAAGGGUAAGCACCAGCAGUCUGAAGAUGCCUAUUCAUUGAUCGGGAGUAUGAAUCCCACACAGACUCCUAAGUCUGGUGAAGAUGAUUUAUAUACUACACCCACUGAUGCAUUCAGCCGUGCUCAGGUUGAUGCUGAGUCCAAUGUGAUUGAUUUCGGUAGCCUUGAACCACCUCCACUUCCCAACAGAGUCUACUAUUCAGAGAGAAUUCCAAGGGAGCAGGAAGAUUUGCUGAAUCGAUCUACUAAGUCAGAUGACGCUUAUGGUUCUCACUUACUUAUGUCCGAUUUGCUUUCUGACUUCAGCCAGAAGAAUUCAGAAACAGAAUCCAAUGACAUAUUGCACGGUGGGAAUAUGUCAAAUCAGAACAUUAUGUCCAGAUCAGCACCAAAGCCUUUGCAAGCAGAUGGCAAUACCAUUGAUGAUGGAUUUGCCCCACCGCCAACAUACAAACAGUGGCCUGAUACAACAAAUAAGUUGAAUUCAAAGUUAGCACUGCAUGUGAAUUCUGAGUUGAAGCAAGUGUUGGUAGAUAAUAAGGUUACUGGAAUUGAGGACCAGGUCCUCCAUUCUGAAAAUGAUACCAAUCGUUCCAAAGACAACCAUAACAUCCUCUUAGUUGAUGGACCCAAAGGUACUGGACAUCUGGCACUUCAUCAGGUUCUUCCAGUUGAACAUAAUCUGAAUGUAGUGUCUAAACCUCCAGACCUCAAUUUGGCUGAAGUUUCUACCAGGGAAUCGAAUAACGGUACUAAGGUCCAAGCUGUGGCUUUUCCUUCAACUGGAAACACAGGCCAAGAUGUUUCUCAAAAUUUUCCCCCAGAAGUUAGGACAAGACCUACUACUCAGGGAGACAUUCUUAUUGAUAUUGAGGACAGGUUUCCCCGUGAUAUCCUUCAUGAUAUGUUCUCCAAAGCAAUACUUUCCGAAGAUUCCUCAAGUAUUGGUCCGUUAGCAGCAGAUAGAGCAGGUUUGAGCUUACACAUGGACAAUCAUGAGCCUAAACGUUGGUCAUAUUUUCAGAACUUGGCCCAAGAGGGGAUUGAUAAUGUUUCUCUAAUUGAUCAGGACUAUCUUGAUUUUUCGUCUGCAGUGAGGAAAGUUCCAGAUGGGGAUAGUAAAUCUCAGCAUUCUGCUGCACUACUGGCAGAUGGUGCUUUGGCAGGACACAAGGAAUCUCACCUAAAUUUCGGUGGUGACGAAAAUCAGAAAAAUGUUCCUGUAACAACUAAAACAGAAUCAACUCUCCUUCAACAAAAAUAUGAGCAUUCCCAGCUAAAGGGCAAUGAAAAUAAGAAUAUGGAAGCCAUAAUGGAAAACGUAAGACCACAGGAAUCUGAAUACCUGGAGGAUGACCAGAAUGAAGCAAGGAAUGUUGAUUUGGCAGGGAAUUUUGACAUCAGUACUGUGCAGUUCAUAAAGAAUGAUGAUCUUGAAGAGCUUCGAGAGCUGGGUUCUGGUACCUUUGGGACUGUGUACCAUGGAAAGUGGAGGGGAUCGGAUGUUGCUAUUAAAAGAAUAAAGAAAAGCUGCUUCGCUGGUCGAUCUUCAGAACAAGAGAGACUGACCAUAGAGUUCUGGCGUGAAGCUGACAUACUUUCCAAGCUUCACCAUCCAAAUGUUGUAGCAUUUUAUGGUGUAGUUCAGGAUGGACCAGGAGCAACAUUGGCAACUGUCACUGAGUACAUGGUGGAUGGUUCUCUCAGGAAUGUUUUGCUUCGUAAGGAUAGAUAUCUUGAUCGCCGUAAGAGGUUGAUAAUAGCCAUGGAUGCAGCUUUUGGAAUGGAAUAUUUACACUCAAAAAAUAUUGUGCAUUUUGACUUGAAAUGUGACAAUUUGCUUGUGAACUUGAAGGAUCCUUUACGGCCAAUAUGCAAGGUUGGUGAUUUUGGCCUAUCAAAAAUUAAGCGAAACACCCUUGUUUCUGGUGGUGUUCGUGGAACUCUACCUUGGAUGGCACCAGAGCUGCUAAACGGUAGCAGCAACAAGGUCUCAGAAAAGGUUGAUGUGUUUUCUUUCGGCAUAGUCUUAUGGGAGAUUCUUACUGGUGAAGAACCAUAUGCUAAUAUGCACUAUGGUGCAAUUAUUGGAGGUAUUGUGAAUAACACAUUGAGACCUACAAUCCCCAGUUACUGUGAUCUUGAGUGGAAAACACUGAUGGAGCAGUGUUGGGCACCCAAUCCUGCAGUUAGGCCAUCCUUCACAGAAAUUGCUCGGCGUCUGCGUGUGAUGUCUGCAGCUGCUAUUCAGAACAAAGGACAGGUCCACAAGGCUUCUAAAUGAAAAUCAACACAUUUGAUCUGAUUCCCAUAUAUAGUUCCCUCAAUUAUGCUCCAAAUUUAGCUAUAAAUAUAUUAUUCACAUGUAAGGGCCAGCAAUAAUUGUUUGUAUUGUAGUUUUCUGGUCCUGCUCAUUUUGUUGUUGAUUGUUGUGAAUAUCAGAACUUGUAAAUGUGUGUGAAAACCACAUAAACAGGCUGUGCAAAUUAACAUUUGGACUUAAUGCUAUUUCCACAGUGAAUUUUGGACUGCUUA